This is a messenger RNA of Limulus polyphemus (Atlantic horseshoe crab), 1299 nucleotides long. RefSeq names its product alanyl-tRNA editing protein Aarsd1-A-like. Gene Ontology annotation, biological process: alanyl-tRNA aminoacylation; regulation of translational fidelity. The transcript is spliced from 7 exons. Gene Ontology annotation, molecular function: Ser-tRNA(Ala) deacylase activity; nucleic acid binding; alanine-tRNA ligase activity. NCBI's taxonomy places the organism in Eukaryota, Metazoa, Arthropoda, Merostomata, Xiphosura, Limulidae. The record is from RefSeq and is a predicted model, not a curated record. The coding region runs from base 412 to 1299 and encodes 295 amino acids.
ACUCUAUAUACUCUCAAAUUUUGUCUGAUUGUUAAAUAAUCGUGUAGAAGUAAAACUUAACAACGAUUUUACAUAAUAUAAAUGCAUAUGCUCUAUAAAUCCAUACGCAAAAAUUAAUGAAUGAAAAAUUAUGAAACUUAAAAUUUUCAGUCUUGACAUAUUGAAGUUAUUUACAAAUCACAUGGACAUAUUAACCACACACUAAUAGAUAUGUACAUCAUUACAUGUAACUUGGAAGUUGUAACAGAUCAGACAAAAUCCAGCAACUUCAGUUUCAUGUGAGCCAUAUGAUCAAAUGUUUAAGAAUAAAGUUAAACAAUUUUAAUUGUUAAAACUAGUUGAUAGCUCAAUGUAGAAAGUAUCAAAAAGUUUUGAUUAGAUUGAACUGGGAGUGGGAUAGCUGUACGAAGAAUGGUAUAUGCAUUUCAGAAGGAUAGUUAUGUGAAAAAGGUAACCACAAAUGUUUUUUCAUCUAAACCAUCGACAAUAAGCGUUUCUGUAAAUGGAAAAAAGAAAGAGAUCAAAGAAGGAUAUGAUGUCAUUUUGGAGGACACUGUGCUUUUCCCUGAAGGUGGAGGUCAGCCAGAUGAUCGUGGUGUUAUUGCUAAUAUCCCGGUUCUGAGGGUGAUCAAAAAGGGUGGCCAGGUUGUUCAUUUUACUGAAAGAAGCCUUCCAGAAGGUGCUGAAGUUGAUGUGGAAGUUGAUUGGACAAGGAGAUUUGAUCAUAUGCAGCAACAUUCGGGGCAACAUUUAAUCACAGCUGUAGCUGAAGACUUGUUUAAAUUUCACACAACAUCAUGGAACUUAGGUGAAGUUGUUAGUUAUAUUGAGUUGGAUACAACUGUAGUCACAAAUGAACAACUGAAUGAAUUGGAGACUGUUCUUAAUCAAAAAAUAAGAGACUGUGUUCCUGUAACUGUUCACAUGUAUCCUCAAGGAGCUCCUGAAUUACAACAGGUGCGAACUAGAUUAGAACUACCAGAGGACCACGUGGAGCCUGUCAGAGUUGUAGAAAUAAAAGAAGUGGAUUUGAAUACUUGCUGUGGCACUCAUGUUUCUAACUUAAGUCAUUUACAGGUUAUCAAAUUACUUUAUGUGGAGAAAGGAAAAAGAAAUAAAACAAACCUUUAUUUUCUGGUUGGUGAAAGGGUGUUGAAAUACAUAAGCAAGGCUGUGGAUAGAGAAAAGGCUCUAACAACUGUACUCAAAUGUAGACCUGAAGAACAUGUUCAAAUGGCAGAAAAGGUGCAGAAAGCUUUAAAAGCAACUCAGAAGGUAAACAUGAUUCUUAUGAUGUGA